GGGUAUGGCCUUGCGUCGACGCAGCAGCGCAAGAACAAGGACAUCCCGGAAGGCGGCUCCAAGGGUGUCGUGCUCCUCAACCUCGCGCACCAGGACAAGGCCGACCUCGCGUUCAAGAAGUACAUUGACGCGCUUCUCGACAUCAUGCUCCCGGAGAACGACGGCAUCGUGCGCGCCCAGGAAGACAUCCUCUUCCUCGGCCCCGAUGAGGGCACGGCCCACCUCAUGGACUGGGCGUCGUCGUACGCCAAGUCGCGCGGCUACUCGUACUGGAAGGCCAUCACGACGGGCAAGUCGCCGUCGCGCGGUGGUAUUCCCCACGACGAGUACGGCAUGACGACGCACUCGGUGCGCCAGUUUGUCACGGGCAUCCAGUCCAAGCUCAACCUCAAGGCUCCUGGUGCGAAGCGCCUCACCAAGGUGCAGACCGGUGGCCCGGACGGCGAUCUCGGCUCGAACGAAAUCCUCAUGAGCGAGGGCGAGGACACGAUCGCGGUCGUCGACGGCUCGGGCGUGCUCUACGACCCGAACGGCAUCAACCGCGCCGAGCUUGUGCGCCUCGCCAAGGCCCGGUCGCCGGUCGAGGGCUUCAACAAGUCGCUCCUCUCCAAGGACGGGUACCUCGUCCUCAUCUCGCAGAACGACGUCAAGCUCCCGUCGGGCGAGGUCGUCGAGAACGGCACGCAGUUCCGCAACAACUUCCACAACCGUUCGGACGUCACGGCCGACUUUUUCGUGCCGUGCGGCGGUCGCCCGGCGGCCGUGAACCUCAGCAACGUGACCAACUUCAUGUACCAGGCCGACGGCAAGACGCUUCGCUUCAAGUACAUUGUGGAGGGCGCCAACCUCUUCUUCACGCAGGACGCGCGCCUCGUCCUCGAGAAGGCCGGCGUUGUCCUCUUCAAGGACGCGUCGGCCAACAAGGGCGGUGUCACUUCGUCGUCGCUCGAGGUCAUGGCUGCGCUCUCGAUGACGGACGCCGAGUUUGGCGAGCACAUGGCGGUCACGGCCGGGAAGCCCAAGCCCGCGUUUUACCAGGCGUACGUCGCGGAGGUCCAGACGCGCAUCGACAACAACGCGACGAAGGAGUUCGAGUGCCUCUGGCGCGAGCACCAGCGCACGCCGACGCCGUACGCGAUCUUGACCAACUUGCUCUCGGAGCGCAUCACGGACCUCAGCGUCACGAUCCAGGACUCGUCGCUGUACGAGCAGAAGGCGCUGCGGGACGUGAUCCUCAAGGACGGCUUCCCCAAGACGCUCCAGGCCAAGAUCUCGUACGACGAGCUCCUCAAGCGCCUCCCCGAGUCGUACCUCCGCGCGCUCUUCGCGUCGCAGCUCGCGAGCCGCUUCGUCUACUCGUGCGGCCUCAACUGCCCCGAGUUUGCCUUUUACGAGUUUGUCCAGACGCUCAACCACUAAGUUGUACAGUUGCCGUAAUACACCUGCGUCUUG
Molecule: messenger RNA, 1452 nt
Organism: Saprolegnia parasitica CBS 223.65
Lineage: Eukaryota; Oomycota; Saprolegniomycetes; Saprolegniales; Saprolegniaceae
Exons: 1
Coding region: 145-1419 (424 amino acids)
Biological process (GO): L-glutamate catabolic process
Cellular component (GO): mitochondrion
Molecular function (GO): L-glutamate dehydrogenase (NAD+) activity
Source: RefSeq, a predicted model, not a curated record